GGCUUGUUUUCAAAUCCAGACGCAGGCUCACAGCGAUGAAGAUGGCGGCGCUGGGGUCCGCCAAACCCGCUGGAGUGGGGCAGAGGAGCGCUCCUCUGAGUCUGGAGGAGGCCCGGUGCCCGGUGUGCUCCGAGAUCCUGCUGGAGCCUGUGACGAUGCCUUGUGGACACUCGGUGUGCCUGCACUGCUUCCAGCGCACGGUGAAGCUGAGCAGCCUGUGCUGUCCGCUGUGCCGGCUGCGGGUGUCCAGCUGGGCCCGGAAACAGUCCCGGGAGAAGAGCCUAAUCAACACCGAGCUCUGGGAGCUGAUCCGCCGCAGCCAUCCGGAGAGAUGCCGGCGGAGGCUGGAGCAGAGAGACGGACAGACCGCCGACGGAGACAUUUUCCGUGCACCUGUACCAAUUCAGAAAUCUGGAGAAAUGCGUCAAGAUUUGGAGAAACAAAAGAUGAAGGGUGGAAGCAAUGAGGAAACCGAAGAGAGAAAGAAAAAAAUCCACAGAAAAGAAGAGUGUGGGAUGCUGAAUCUUUGUCAAUGUCCUUUCUGUGGGCUGUCAGACUCAGAGAAUGAAAAGCCGGUGGGAAAGAGGACAAGACAUGUGUCAGCAUUUGUGCGAAAAACAAGAUGCUCCCCUGCUUUCAAUAGAGGCUGUCUUCAUAGCAGUGCUGUUCAGAGGAGCAGGAGCUGUACAGAUUCGGAGGAUGGAAGAGGAAAAACCAGAGGAAACACACAUCAUGUCCUUCCUGACAAGGCUAUCAUCACUCAUAGUUACAACGCUGGAAUCCUUCUCUCCUCAGAAAACAGUCGUUCUUUCUCAGCCCCGGUGCUGAGCCUAGAUAAGAGACACCACUGGCGGGGCAUCCAUACCUCAUCCUCGUCACUCGUACUUCAAACGAAACCAGAGAGGUCCAUUAGCCCCGAGAGCAACGACAGCAUAUCAGAAGAACUCAACCAUUUCAAGCCUAUUGUCUGCUCGCCGUGCACUCCACCCAAAAGGCUUUCCGAUGGGCGACUGUUGGAGCCUACGAUCGUGAAGUCAACCCCAAGGAACUUGACACGCUCUCUGCACAAGUCCACAAGCUACGAGGCCAGCCCGACCAUCUUGCAGAAGUGGAAGCAGAUUGAAGUUGAUCGUCAGUGCUUCAAGGUGACCUCAAAAGGUACGGUCACGAGUCCGAUCGCAGAGGACGUAAGCCUUAAACUGAGUCCGGUUGAAGAAUGGGACGGCCGACUCUGCAGCUGUGCUGUAGCCAAGGACAGCUCGCAAGAUCAUCAGUGCAUUUGUGAUUCAAGUGCUAAGGAUCGGAAGGAUAAACCGGUAGUCUGUAAUAAACGACGGCUUGUAUUUGAUCAGUGUAGCAAAGAGGAAGCUCGUGCUCGCAUCAGGUCGACAACUCAAACCAUUGCAGAUACUUUAUCCGCAAAAAGGUCUAGCAGAUGUGAAGAACUCUGUAAACCCACAGAAAUUUGUGAAGCGAUGCUUGAUAAACACGCUGGACACUGUAAUCACGGUACUAAAGGUCCGGAGAAUUUCGUAAAUGAGCCUACCACCAGGAGCUGUGUACUUAACAGACCUACCUCAAGAAGGGGCAAGAAGAGAAGCCACAAAACCAAACAUUUGGAAGACACCCUACAGACAAAAGUGUCCCGUACGGAUGUCUGUGAGAGGCUUGAUGAAAUGAUUGUCCAGCGAAUGAAUCGGGAAAAGGAGGAUCGAAAACUGGCACUAAAGCUACAGAGACAGUUUGACAGAGAGCGUCAAAAAGUGGACAGGCACAAAACGAGUCGUAACAAAUACGAACUCCGGUCCUGGGCUACACAUGAUGGGAUGGUGGGACAUAAUACACGCAGAUCAGGAAGAAUCUCCAAAAGAAAUGAGCACUUUAACUACAGCUGUUGAAGUGACCUCCGGUUAUGGAGUUAUUAUUGUUACGGUUAUUGUUAUGAUUUUAUUUUCUUUGUUGAGGCACUACAGAGGCUUUCUAACAUCUAGAUUAGUAUUGCAAGAUAAGGUAUGUACUUUUUUGACUUUUCAUCCAAAGCAACUUGCAUUAAUCGAGCCAAUCCUGUUCCUGGAGAUCUUAAAAAGUUCAUCUUAAACCAGGAUCAAACACAACUGAACCAACUAAUAAAGAUCUUCAGGAGCGCUUGAUAAUUACAAACCGUUGUGUUGGAUCUCUGCAGGAAUGGGAUUUAUAAGUCUUUUUACUUCUUCAAUCCAGUGAGGAUGACAGUACUCCUUACAAUCCCUUUGUGCGCAUCACAAUUGUUCCUCAAGAAGUUUGCUUGCAUGUUUUAUGGCCAUCAUAGGACAUUUGUUAAACCUGAAGCUGUUUUGUACAAAACUGUAGCAUAACUCCUUUGAUUUAUAACAUAGUGUCUUUGAAAGAUCUCUCUUGACACAUCCAUCUAUCAGACAACUCUUUUGUUAACAAUUUACAUGGAAACGAGUAAAAAUUGUAGCCUUAGGCCAGAAAACUACUCAACACAAGUAUGUAGAUGCAAAUGCUUGCUCAACAAUUUGCAGUACUCGCAGUCUUGUUGUACGUAACCUGUUUACUUUGUUCUUAUUUUAACUGCAAUGGAAACAAACCUCAGUAACUCAAGGCAGUGAUAGAAUUACCUUCAAAUGUUUCUGCCAUUAACCAAAAUGUAUUUUUUUGUAGCUUUCCCAGUGUGAGAGGGUUAUGAGAUGGCAGCGACUUGGGUUUAAAAUAGUACACAUUUAUAGUACAGUAAAUCAAAUGCGAUCAAAUGGAGUGUACUUUGAAAGGCGUACUCGAAGUACAAAAACGAAGUAUACUUUGGACUUAAGGCAGAUUAUUUAUCUGGCUAUUUAUAUGGCAUCUGAAAAUUGUGAGUGACUAUUGUACUUGGCUCAAUUAGCAAUUUAGUUACAUCAAGGCAAUAAUUUGAUUGGUUUAUGAGGCAUACCAUGAUCCAGGGUGACCAUUAUACUUUUUUUUUUAUUUAUUUUUUUAGGCCAUAUAGAUUGGAAUUGCCCGGUACAGUAAGAUCUUUGGUUAAAGAGUGUGCGUUGAUGUAGGUUAUUUACAAAAUAAACCACGGAAAGCAUCAAAGAAGGUGCAAGUAGUUCACCAUAUAAAAUCCAUUGAAGAUAAUAGAUAGCUGUUUAUUCCUGAGCCUGCUAGCGCCCCUUGUGGAAGUGCUCAGAAUGCAACACAUACUUGUGCAGACAGUACAAAUUUUGUUACACACUUCGUGUAAAAUCAAACUUAAGUAGCAAAAGUUUGCAUUUGCAUAUUUGUGUAGAGUUUGUUUUAAGCCUAACUGCUAAUGUUUUACACUAUUAAAUAAAAUAUCUAUAAAAUGUUUUUUAAAAUGCUAAAAGGCAUUGCCGUGUUGACACGUUAAUAUUUCUAAAGAAAUCUGAUUGUUUUAUUUGUUUUAUUUUUAAAACCCACUUUUUUUGUUUUCUAAAUUAAGUGUUUUGACACUCUCCAAAGACACAGUCUUUCCGUAUUUUUGUUUUUUGUAGUUUAUCCACAUUUCACUUUUAGCUUAAUGUUCACUCUACUCUUAAGGGCUACUUUCAUUUCAGAACUUCAUCUAUUAAGCUUGGAUUACGAGAGCGAUCUAUUUUGUGACUUGUGUUGUAAAUGUUUCUUUUGCUGAAAAAUGACACAUUCAGUUGGACCGCAUGUAAAUGCACAUACAAUUAAUCCUGUCUACCUUUGAUCUUGAUCUUUUUUUAAUUAUUAUUAUUCCAAACAGAUUCAUUUUCCUUACUGUAUACUUCUUUUUAAUGUGCCAACAUUUCUGAUUUCUGCAAAUCAGGCAUUUUGUCCUUUUUUUUUAAUGUAGGUAAUUUGUUAUAUACAAUUCUGUAGGCUACCAGAUGUACUCAGAGAAGAUGAAAUAGAUUUUUAUACAUUACUGUACUAUUUUGGAAAUAUGACUUGCCUAUAUUGAUAAUGAUGCAAAGAUGUUAAUAGGAACUGUUUCUGAUGGGCUUUCAAAGCACUUGGAUUGUCUUCCGUUGUUGAAAGUUAUUGCUGGAUUUGAACGAGAAUGUUGUACAUGUUUGGAUUCUGUGGAGAUGGAAAGCACAUUAUAUUUAUUUGAACAGGA
Molecule: messenger RNA, 4090 nt
Organism: Carassius auratus (goldfish)
Lineage: Eukaryota; Metazoa; Chordata; Actinopteri; Cypriniformes; Cyprinidae
Gene: rnf169
Product: ring finger protein 169
Exons: 6
Coding region: 36-1898 (620 amino acids)
Biological process (GO): double-strand break repair
Cellular component (GO): site of double-strand break; nucleus
Molecular function (GO): nucleosome binding; ubiquitin-protein transferase activity
Source: RefSeq, a predicted model, not a curated record